This is a messenger RNA of Arachis stenosperma, 501 nucleotides long. RefSeq names its product putative receptor like protein 25. NCBI's taxonomy places the organism in Eukaryota, Viridiplantae, Streptophyta, Magnoliopsida, Fabales, Fabaceae. The transcript has 2 exons. The record is from RefSeq and is a predicted model, not a curated record. Gene Ontology annotation, molecular function: protein binding. Bases 1 to 501 code for a protein of 166 amino acids.
AUGCGAAGUGCUGCCUUUUAUAUAUCCAACAUUGUCCUAGAAUAUGAUGAUUCUGUGACUGCAACAAUGAAAGGGCUUAGAACCGAUUUUGAGAAAAUUCCAAACGAUCUUGUAAGACUCAACCUUUCACAUAACAACUUCAUUGGUCCUAUUCCCCGCUCUCUGGAAAAUUUGAUAAACCUUGAAUCGCUGGACCUUUCUUCAAAUAUGCUUGAUGGAGAAAUUCCUGCUGAGUUGACCAAUAUGAACUUUCUUGCAUCCUUGAAUCUUUCCAACAAUCAUCUUGAGGGAUCAAUACCUCGAGGAAAACAGUCUGAUACAUUUUCAAACGAUUCCUAUGAGGGAAACAUAGGGCUAUGUGGAUUGCCAUUGUCGAUUCAAUGCAACAACAAUGUCCCUUUGCAACAAUAUCCAUCUUCUGAGGCUGAGGACAAAUUUGGAUUUGGUUGGAAACCAGUGGCAAUAGGAUAUGCUGUGGAAUGGUGUUUGGAAUUGGCUUGA